This is a messenger RNA of Hypomesus transpacificus, 1528 nucleotides long. It is a transcript of the gene nsmce4a, whose product is annotated as NSE4 homolog A, SMC5-SMC6 complex component. Lineage: Eukaryota; Metazoa; Chordata; Actinopteri; Osmeriformes; Osmeridae. Gene Ontology annotation, cellular component: nucleus; Smc5-Smc6 complex. The transcript has 11 exons. The record is from RefSeq and is a predicted model, not a curated record. The coding region runs from base 356 to 1411 and encodes 351 amino acids. Gene Ontology annotation, biological process: DNA repair.
ACUGAAAGUCAGUGCGCGAAGUGCACAAGUGCGCGGUAGUAGACACAGCCUAUUAUUAGAUAGGAUUAGAUUAGGAUUUCUUUAUUAGACAUUCUCUGAUGUCGUCGGUUUAGGUUUAGUGAGACCUUUAUUUUGAUACAUUAGUUGGCGCCCACUUUACGGUACUGUCGCCAACACUACCCCACCACAGUGCUAAGGAAGUUUGCACAAAACAUGAUGGCAACCAACUGCUGAGUGAUCAAAUAAUUGUUUGGAAGUUUUCUUUGAAGAACUAGCCUGCAGGAAAAAAAGUAAGAAGUCCAAGUAGGGGGCUUUGCUGAAUUCAGAGAAGGCUUCAGCAGCAGUGACUCAAAAGAUGAGAAGAUCCAGUAGAGUAGGUGAUGAGUCCACGGUUCGGCAGAACGGUGUAGCUGGGCGAAGCAGAGCCGAGCGGGGGGAUGCACCUGAUGACGAAGAGGCAGGCGGCAGCCCGGUUGACAUACAAGAUGAUGAGGACAACGACCCAGCUAGAAGAAGGGAGAUCCGGAGCAAGUACAGGGAUCUCAUCAACUCGGUUCAGCAGAACAGAGAAGACAUGCUUAGCCCUACCAACAAUAAACUCACAGACGUUUUGGAGGAGGCCAACAAACUGUUUGCAGAAGUACGACAAGCCCGAGAGGCAGCUUUAGAUGCCCAACUCCUGGUCCUUGCUACAGACCUAGGCAAAGAGAAGGCCAGCCAGCUCCAUGCAGAGGGCUCAGCCUUUGACCCAUCAGCCUUCGCCGAGCACCUGCUGUCCUUCAUGGGCCUUAACCGGUUGGAAGAUGAGGAGAAUGUGGAAGAAGAAUCGGCGACGACAAAUGGCUACCUGCCCCCGGACGCCUGGCAGAGGGUGGCCAAGAGAGUGGAGUGUUGCUUCAGGACUGCCCCAUCAUUCCACUACAUGAUGGGCUCUUUCCUAGCUGUCCCCCCACCUCCAAGGCAGCGCACUGAGCGCCAGAGGAAGGCGCCCUCAAAGGAGGCCAAGCGUAUCAUGCCCACUCAGUUGAAGAAAAUGGAGGAAUCCCAUCAGGAAGCCACAGAGAAAGAGGUAGAGAGGAUCCUGAGCUAUCUGAGAAGCUACUUUGCAGAUGACCCCACAUCUCCUAUCUCCUAUUAUGAAUUUGUGAUUGAUCCCACCUCUUUCUCACGGACGGUGGAGAACAUGUUCCACACAUCAUUCCUGAUCAGGGAUGGUUUGGCCAGGAUGUAUUUGGAUAGUGACAAGCUGCCUUGUAUAGCCCCUGUGGAGGAAGGAGAGGUGGAGGCUGGUGGGGUGUCCAGUCGUCAGCAGUGUGUCAUUUCCAUCAGCCCCAAAAGCUGGAAGGAGCUCAUUGAUGCAUUCGACAUAACAGAGCCGUUGAUCCAAGCCUCAAACACACAACCGGAGUGAUGCAGGAUCAAGUCCUUUUAAAUAUAUUACAUGUUUUAUAAACUUCCAAGGAUGAUGUAAAUAUAGUUUUAGAAUUUUCCAGUUCGUAAGUGCUUUUGAUUUAAUAAAAAAGAAAAG